Molecule: messenger RNA, 615 nt
Organism: Gregarina niphandrodes
Lineage: Eukaryota; Apicomplexa; Conoidasida; Eugregarinorida; Gregarinidae
Product: putative reverse transcriptase
Exons: 1
Coding region: 1-615 (204 amino acids)
Source: RefSeq, a predicted model, not a curated record
AUGGUGUUGAAGAAGACCGGUGAUUGGCGAAUGUGUAUCGACUUCCGUCCCCUGAAUAGGGCUACCAUCGACGAUAAGUACCCUCUCCCCAAACUAUCCGAGAUGAUCCGCUCGAUUAAAGAUUCUAGAUAUUUCAUUGCACUCGACUUACGCAGCGGUUACUGGCAAAUUCCAAUGUCCGAAUCCUCCAUUGAAUAUACUGCAUUUCGCACCGCCACUGGACUGUACGAAUUCAAGGUAAUGCCGUUUGGUCUUAAGAACGCCCCAGCCACUUUCCAACGAAGUAUGAAUUUCCUACUCGACGACCUUCGCUACUCCGGUGUUCUUGUGUACCUAGACGACAUACUCAUCCACUCCCCGGACAUCCCGACCUUACUCAAACUGACGGACAAAGUGUUCCACCGCCUACUCAACGCCGGCUACACCAUCAACCUACAGAAGUGUCAGUUCCUUCCGCCAACUCUACUAUACCUUGGCCACAUUAUUGAAGACGGAAUAAUCCGACCCAAUCCCAAGAAGGUCGAGGCCAUCCAAUUGCUCAAGUCGCCCUCCACGUCCCACGAAGUUCGUUCUUUACUCGGUGUCACUGGGGUUCCUGCAAGCCUUUAUCCCUAA